Messenger RNA from Acaulospora colombiana, 1218 nucleotides. The record is from the annotation of a GenBank genome assembly. Lineage: Eukaryota; Fungi; Glomeromycota; Glomeromycetes; Diversisporales; Acaulosporaceae.
AUGGUGAAGCAUGUAGCAAUUAUCGGUGCUGGGGCUGCUGGGAUGAGUGCAGCGGAGGCACUUUCGGCACUUUGCAAAGUUACGGUCAUUGAGCGCACAAACACAUGCGGGGGGAUGGCCACAUCUGAAAAGAUUGAUUCGGCAAAGUUCGGUGCAUCGUACAUAAACGAUGGAGUUCAGGGUUGCAGCCCCCAAUUUGCUAAUACCUUCGCUGUCUUCGACACCAUCCUGGGAUUCAAACCUGCGGAUAUUAACCUACAAGUCAGCUUUGGACGUGAUAUUGAUGAAGAUUUUUGGAGCAACGUAUUCCCAAGCAAUGUCAUUGACAAGUAUACCGCCGACAUUCGAAAGUUCGGGAGAGUGCUCAAGGUCAUCAAGAGCGUGGAGCCCGUUUUUGGACUGAUCCCGGUCGAUGUCAUGCUCAGCAUGUUUCGUUUUUCGCCGGUAUGUCAAGUAUUGUUGCCACUUUCAGCAUCUAAUAGCCUACAGGGCUUUGGAGAUGUCAUUGUUUACCCUUUAGUUGCUCUAUUCAUGCCCGCACGACUUAUUUCGCUGCAGUUUGAAUUCUCACCAGAAUCAUUUCUGGCGUCCAUACCUCCAAUGAAAGCUUUUCCUCGCCUAUCAGAGGUAUACACUACGUGGAAGAACCGACUUCAAGCUAAAGGUGUAGAGUUCCUCUUGGAGACGCAGGCCAUUUCUGUACUUCGAAGGAGAGAUGGCGUAACCCUGUCGGUACAAAGCGUCAAGAAUUCCAAUACUCUUCAUGAAAAUGAAACAUUGGGUGAAAUUAGACAACUUCAAUUCGAUGAGAUGAUUCUCGCCUGUGAUGCGAACACGGCGCUGAAGAUCCUUGGUACUGAGGCUACCUUCAUGGAAAAGAGAGUCCUUGGAAACGUCAAAGUACGUAAAUCAACUAUCGUGGACACCUAUUUGUAUGCUAACGAUGACCAGUAUUUAUACGAUGUCUCUGUGACUCAUUGCGAUAGAGAUUAUAUGGAAAAGUACUAUCAACUGGACUUUAAAGAAGAACUCUUUUCUUCGGAACGUAAAGACAAUCCGAAGGAACUUGAGAAGAUGGAUUACGCUAAGAAGAACUUCAAACCAUUAUACUUUAUUCGGAGUUAUCCAGCAGACAAGCGCAAAAUAGAAAUGAGCUUCGACCUGUAUGGUGCAUUUCGUUUUCCUGCACUUUCUAUCGCUCAUCUUAUGCAGCACUAA